This is a messenger RNA of Lolium perenne, 745 nucleotides long. RefSeq lists its product as uncharacterized. NCBI's taxonomy places the organism in Eukaryota, Viridiplantae, Streptophyta, Magnoliopsida, Poales, Poaceae. The record is from RefSeq and is a predicted model, not a curated record.
AAGUCAUCUCGAUUCCAUGGUCAGCUCUUCGUUCUCGGACGCCAUUACGAGCUAAAAUCCUGUUAUUAAUUAGUAAGGAUAGACUAUAACUACCCCAUAUAUAGUAUCUCGAGUCCGUCCAGCUGAGGAAGAUGACUGACCUCGCGGUGCCGAUGAACGUGAAGAGGAAGGACGUUGAGGUUGUGUCUAGCCACGGAUUCGCCAUCUUUCUUGAUCCUAAGAGGAUCAAACUACAGUUACAGGAUGACAAGGUCGUUGACAUGAUGGAAGAGGAUGAACCACUAGAACAUGCUCCAACUGUAACUGCUACUGCGCCAACCAUUGUCCAUGACAAGGUGAACAUUGUAUCCGUGGCCGUGGGCAUAUCUUCAGAGCCACCAUCCAAGGUCAGCCAAGAUCAGAGCACCACGGCACCGGCACCAGCACCAGCAGCGAUGGACAUGGAGAUGGAGGAAGAUACCCAGCCCUACCAGCCGUGCCGGAAUGCUUCCUUCUUUUCAGGUUUCUUCUGACUUCUGACUUCUGAGUGGCACCCUACUGAACAGAAAAUAGCCUGGAUUACAUAGGAUCCUGAUGGAGCCUGCUGGGAUGUGGCCAACAUAGGUAGAGGCAUAGAGCGUGUCAGUUUCAUGCUGUUGCAGUGUAAUUCUAUCAGUACAUGUUGUUGGUCUAAUCUUAAUAUACUGUUGUAACAGUGUAAUGGUUACAAGUAUAUCUUAUAAAUUGCAUCGGCAGAUUUUGGUUA